Molecule: messenger RNA, 2433 nt
Organism: Tachysurus vachellii
Lineage: Eukaryota; Metazoa; Chordata; Actinopteri; Siluriformes; Bagridae
Product: G2/mitotic-specific cyclin-B3-like
Exons: 11
Coding region: 818-2062 (414 amino acids)
Biological process (GO): mitotic cell cycle phase transition; regulation of cyclin-dependent protein serine/threonine kinase activity
Cellular component (GO): cytoplasm; cyclin-dependent protein kinase holoenzyme complex; centrosome
Molecular function (GO): cyclin-dependent protein serine/threonine kinase regulator activity
Source: RefSeq, a predicted model, not a curated record
UUAUUCCAGCACAUUUGUGGCAUGUCGAUAUAAGUGUAUAUGAAGUUAAAUGAUGAUUGUUGUUGUUGUAGUAGCAACAUUACUUUACAUUAAGAACACACUUCAUACAAAUAUUAUACAUACAAACAUUUUGAAAUACAUUUCUUUAAUAAAUAUGAAAAAUCGACCAUGUCCUCUAAGAGCUCUUUAAGAAUGACCUCAGUUUUAACGCCAGUCAGCACAAAUAUGAGUGACUGUUUUAAUGUGACUACAUCAGUAAUAUCAUUGGGGUGAUCCGUGAUGUUUAUUCUUGUAUAUUUAUUUAGUAUUUGGGGUUAAAACGUUGCUUUUGUAGCCUCUGGACUAAACAGCUGGUACACACAAGAUGGCGAUAAAGGAUCACUGCAGCUUAUCGCCCCGCCCCCUUCUCCUAUUGGCCAGAAGUAACGCUCGUUAUUGGUCGCUGGUUUAAACAGACUUUUGUCUGUGGCAGUUGAGGGGAAAGACAACAACCAAUCACAAUGCAGCUUGGAGCUGCUUCAGGUUCAAAUUUUGUGUCGUAAAACAUGUAGAAAAUAUUUCAUUACGGAAUAAAAUUAUCAGCAUUUUUUUUAACAAAAGAUUUCAUGCUUAAAAUUCUAAUAUUUUCCUUUUCUAAAAAUCCUGUAGCAGUUGAUGAGAUCAGAUGAGAUCAGAUGAGAUCAGAUGUGUCUCAGUGUUUAUCCCCAGAGGAACAGCCACAGUAAACACACGUGUGUGUGACGGUUCAGACUGAAGGACACAUUCACAGGACACUGAAAGCUGGACAUUUUGGGAAGGUCAGUGUUUGAGUAACAUCAUGCAUUGCCCACUGCGGGGGGACUCACAUUACUGUGGGUCUAAAGCUCAGAGUAAAGGGACUGGAUCCGAUAACCAGGAACAUGUUCAUCAUAUCAGAAGAAGUCCAUCUUCUCCAAAAGGAGCUCCCAAGAAAAGAUCUGCCUUUGUUGACCUUACAAAUACCAAAAAAGUCCAGAAUGAAGCCUGUGUCAAGAACAUCAACGUGUCCAAGAAGACACAGACAAGCAAAGUGGUUAUAAAAGCUAACGACAACCUAAAAGUGUCUAAACACAUGUUCACUGAGGAACAGAGUAAAACAGCUGAAGAUCAGAUGGAUCGUGUGAAGGACUUUAUAUCAUCAGACCCUGGUGUGUCUUCUGCUAAGGAGUGGCCUGCAGUCCAAAAACAAAUGGUCCCAGAAGAGUCUGAUGUUGAUCCGGAGCAAGCUGAAGACUGUUUGAGUCAAGAGUACACUAAAGAUAUUUUUGUCUACCUCAGGAACCGAGAGGAGAAAUUUGUCUUGACUGAUUACAUGCACGCUCAACCAGACCUGAACGCGAGUAUGAGAGGGAUUCUGAUCGACUGGAUGGUGGAAGUCCAGGAAAACUUUGAGCUGAAUCAUGAAACUCUGUACCUGGCGGUGAAGCUGACGGAUCACUACCUGUCCAUCACAGAGGUGAUGAGAGAAUCGCUUCAGCUCAUCGGAUCCACGGCGAUGCUCAUCGCUGCCAAGUUUGAAGAACGCUGUCCUCCGGGGAUUGAAGACUUCCUGUACAUUUGUGAUGAUGCCUAUGAGAGACAGGAAUUCCUUGUAAUGGAAAGGAAAAUUCUCCAAGGACUUAACUUUGACAUUAACAUCCCUGUGCCUUACAGGUUCCUCAGGCGUUACGCAAAGGUGGCUCAUGCUAGCAUGGAGACGCUAACUUUAGCACGCUAUGUGUGUGAACUGAGCCUGCUGGAGCUGGAGCUGGUGCCGGAGCGAGCGUCGCGCUUAGCCUCCGCCUGCCUCCUCCUCGCCCUCAUCACUAACAGUCUGGGACACUGGACGGUGGCGCUGCAGCACCACAGCGGUUACACACUGCGUGAACUCGGCCCGCUGGUCAGGAGACUGUACGCCAUGCUGGCCUGUCCUGCAGACGAGAACCUCAGAGCUGUGGAGAACAAGUACUCUCACAAAGUUUUCUUUGAAGUUGCGAGGAUUCCGCUGGUGAACCUCGAGACGUUAGAAGCAGCGAUUUCUGUCCCUGACUUCACUCCGGAUUAAAGAAAACGUCCAGAGAAUCUGUUCACUACACUUUAAUUAUUUAUUAUUUGUAUAUAUUUAAUUGUUGUAGUUUUGUACAAGCUUUAAAGGUUUAUAUUCCGUAAUGUCGUUUAUCAAGAUAGUUAUUUUAAUGAAGUGGAAACUAAGCAUGUGAUUAGAGUAGCUCAAGUAAAUAAACCGAACAUCUCUCUUUACUGCAGUGGAUGAUGGAUCUACUUCACAGAUUCUACCCUAUGUGGAGUUUCAUGAUUUUCUUCAUCUUCAUAUGGGGUUCAUUUGUGUUCUCCUGUUUCUUCCCACCUCCCAAAAACAUGCCUGUAUGUGAACUUUAUCCUGGACCGAGCAAAAUAAAGUUACUGAAGUUCUCUGAA